Phragmites australis (common reed) is the source of this 2383-nucleotide messenger RNA. RefSeq names its product BURP domain-containing protein 12-like. Lineage: Eukaryota; Viridiplantae; Streptophyta; Magnoliopsida; Poales; Poaceae. The transcript has 5 exons. The record is from RefSeq and is a predicted model, not a curated record. The coding region runs from base 3 to 2201 and encodes 732 amino acids.
GCAUGGCUGCCAUUGUGUCACUCGUCUCACUACUCCUGGUUACAGGUGCAGGAGGAACUAGACAUGGAAAUCUGGCACCUGCGGUUGCCGUGAGGCCCGCGGCGCCGUCGAGGACAAUGGCGCCGAUGGAGUAUUGGCAAGCAGUGCUUCCCGAGACUCCGAUGCCCCAAGCCAUUCAUGAUGUCCUGACCCAAUCUACAGCAGUGCAUGUCUCUCUGGACGACAUGAGUAUGGUUGAUCUAGAGAAUGUUCACACAGUUCAGAAUGGCCAUUCACAAAGGCCAAAUUUUGUUAAAGGACUGCAGAAAAUUGGAAAAAGUUCCGACGUACGGAGAAUAUUGCAGAAGUAUGGUCUAUAUUUCGAACAGGAACAAAAAGUCUUGAAGUUGAAAGGGGUGAAGAAUUAUAUUUUUCUCUAUGGGUCCCAAGGCGAUGAGGACUCAAGGAAGGUCACCAUGGCAUAUGGCUCCCACGGCGAGGAGGAUCCAAGGAAGGCCACCGUGUCAUAUGAGUCCCAAGGCGAUGAUGACUCAAAGAAGGUCACCACAACAUAUGGCUCCCACAGUGAGGAGGAUCAAAGGAAGGUCACCGUGUCAUAUGGGUCCCAAGGCGAUGAGGACUCAAUAAGGAAGGUCACCACAGCAUAUGGCUCCAGUGGCGAGGAGGACCCAAGGAAGGUCACUGUGUCAUAUGGGUCCCAAAGCGAUGAGGACUCAAGGAAGAUCACCACGGCAUAUGGCUCCCGUGGUGAGGAGGAUCUAACGAAGGUCAGCAUGUUAUAUGGGUCCCAAGGCAACGAGGAGUCAAGGAAGAUAACCAUGGCAUAUGGAUCCGGCGGUGAGAAGGAUCCAAAAAAGGUCACCAUGGCAUAUGGCUCCUGCGGCGAGGAGGAUCCAUGGAAGGUCACCGUGUCAUAUGAGUCCCAAGGCGAUGAGGACUCAAGGAAGGUCACCACGACAUAUGGCUCCCAUGGUGAGGAGUAUCAGAGGAAGGCCACCAUGUCAUACGGCUCCCAAGGCGAUGAGGACUCAAUAAGGAAGGUCACCACAACAUAUGGCUCCCGUGGCGAGGAGGAUCCAAGGAAGGUUACUGUGUCAUAUGGGUCCCAAAGAGACGAGGACUCAAGGAAGACCACCACAGCAUAUGACUCCCGUGGUGAGAAGGAUCUAACGAAGCUCAGCAUGUUAUAUGGGACCCAAGGCAACAAGGACUCAAGGAAUAUUGCCAUGGCAUAUGGAUCCGGCGGUGAGGAGGAUCCAAAAAAGGUCACCGUGUCAUAUAGGUCCCAAGGUUAUUUAAAAGAGGGCAUAUCAUAUGAGUCACAAUAUGGAAAGGACCUUAAGAAAGUCAACAACAAUAUGAAGAUGUCAAUGCCAUAUGUUCCACUAGAUGAACAACAUACCACCAUUUCUAACAACCAACAAACAAUAAGUGAAAGAAGUGCAGCAAGUAAAGGGGACAUGCAUGACCAUGCUCAUAGCCACAGUAAUGGCAACAAAAGGCUGGCAGAUGUUUUCUUCCUUCAUGAUGUCCUACGACCAGGGUCCGUGAUCACACCGACCAUUCCACUGACCACCUCCUUGCCAUCUCUGCUGCCUCGCCACGUCGCUGACACCAUUCCGUUCUCCACCGAGCGCUUCGCCGACAUCCUUGCAAUGUUUGCACCAGCGUCCCUUGCCAUGGCAGGCGAGAUACGGUGGACAAUAGACACCUGUGAGAACCAACGGCCGCUCACUGGCGAGAAGGUUGGUUGCGCCACGUCCCUUGAGUCUCUAGCUGAGCUACCUGCUACCCUGCUCGGGUCACGCAACAUACACGCGUUCUCCGCCGAUAUGCCCAUCGACCCGGAAGGCACGGCGGCGUUGCGGGGGACGUACAACUUGACGGCCGUGCGGAAGCUCUCCGAGUCACUAGAAUCGGUGACAUGCCACGACAUGACAUACCCAUAUGCAGUCUUCUACUGCCACACGGCCAACCCGGUGGAGAUGUACAUGGUGACGCUGGUGGCUAAGGAUGGUGGGGCUCCGGCCAUGGAGGUGCUAGCCGUGUGCCACCUCGACACCUCACAGUGGAACCCCAAGAACCCGUUCUUCAUGGUGCACAAUCUCAAGCCAGGUGACGUGGCCUUGUGCCAUUUCCUCUCUAAGCUCAGCACCAUCUGGGUCCUGGCCGGCGAGCAAGGAGAUGCACAUGCCUGGUAAAAUGGCAUGUAUGUACUUACACGUGUAUGUGUGUCAGUUGUGUGGCCACCAUGUGAUGCAUGGGAGGACUACGUGGUUCUAGUACUAAAUAAGAUCAGCUUGAAUGUAUUAUAUGUGAUUGUAAUUUGUCUAAGGGGGAGUGAGACAAUAUGUCAGUUGAUCGAAAAAUUCUAAACUUGCAC